This is a messenger RNA of Cyprinus carpio (common carp), 1281 nucleotides long. RefSeq names its product SRY-box transcription factor 32 (gene sox32). Gene Ontology annotation, molecular function: RNA polymerase II cis-regulatory region sequence-specific DNA binding; DNA-binding transcription factor activity, RNA polymerase II-specific. Lineage: Eukaryota; Metazoa; Chordata; Actinopteri; Cypriniformes; Cyprinidae. Gene Ontology annotation, biological process: anatomical structure morphogenesis; cell differentiation; regulation of DNA-templated transcription. The record is from RefSeq and is a predicted model, not a curated record.
CGCUCGAUCUUUGAGUUGCACCAGGGUGAACUUCUCACAAGGCAGAACAGAAUGUAUCUCGACCGGAUGCUCCCCGAACCCGAGAUGGGCCCUACAAUGAUGCUUGAGAAUCAACAGUGCCACUACGUGCCACAUCAGCAGAAAGAGCCACGUAGGAUGUUUCAUUGCCCCGUGUCGGGUCCAUCAAGCCCGGUGUCGGUAGAGUCUGAAUCCAGCUGCUCAAGCCCGGAAGCGAAAGCGCCCGUGGAAACUCGAGUGAGACGUCCUCUAAAUGCUUUCAUCAUCUGGACCAAAGAGGAGCGCAGACGCCUAGCGCAACUAAACCCUGACCUGGAGAACACUGACCUCAGUAAAAUACUUGGUAAGACAUGGAAGACCAUGUCUCUGGCAGAGAAGCGUCCUUACAUGCAAGAAGCAGAAAGACUACGAAUCCAACAUACCAUUGACUAUCCCAACUACAAAUACCGGCCCCGUCGACGAAAAUGCAACAAGCGUGGUAGCAAGAUGGCUUCAAGUGAGACUGUCAGUUCUCCAAAUGCCUCUUUUCACCUUAGAUAUAUGUUACAAGGUCAAGUCGCACAGAAACCAUACAAUCAAAUAAACUCCUAUAAGCUCCCACACAGUGGGUUUUCAUUUGAAAACCACUCUUCAUCAUACCACUUUGAAGCAACAUCAUCAACUGGAAACAUGAUGUUCCAUGGUGGUGCAACAUUACUGAACUCUUCUUCUGUACAUCUACCUCUGGCGACUUACUCAGAGUCGAUGUUGUAUUCACAGCAUUCUAUGCAGCAGAAUGGGGUGGAACUCUGUGAUCGAUGGGGAAUGGAGGUAUGUGCAUGUGUACUGUGUAUGGGUGGACCUUCUCUGGAGUUCUACCUAGAACAAGUGAGAUCAGACAUGUUGGACCAGCUUGACCGCAGUGAAUUUGACCAGUACCUCAAUCCAGCACAGCCGGUGGACCACAACAAUGAGUGAUCCUAAACAUAAACUUUGAAUACUGCCAUCCAGAGACUUCAGUGGUGAAAGUUUAUUUUCUACUGCAAGUGCAAUGAAUUCUUACUGUGAGACAGUGGAUAUUGUGUGUGGAAAUUAAAUAGUGUUCAUAUGUAAUGCAAAUGUUGCUGUUCAUGCAGUGUUUAACUUUAGUUCAUUGUGUAUUUAUAGAUAUUAUUAUUGUUUUUUUUAUUUUUAUUAUUAUUAUUAUAUUUUUUUUUUACUUUAGAAAAAGUUAGCUUUUAGGAUGAUAUAAAUAAAAUAUGUCAAUAUGGGAUGAAGUGCGUC